ACAACGGGCCUACGGAGAUCCACACGCCCAUCGUACCCCGUGAUCUCCGAAACAACAUAACAAAGUAGGGAAAAGAUGGCGAGCAGAGAGGAGGCAAGACGCCCCUCUAUUACCUCCUCAUCGGUUGCCCUCGAGGCCUUGUUCCCAGCUGGAGGUUCGGAACAAGCAUGCGGUGAUGGGAAUCCCGAGCUAAUUCGUUUGAGGGACCGUCUUCAAGACUGGCUAUUGCAGUAUGAGCACUUGCUCUUGUGGGCGCAGAGGCUUCUUGUUUGGGAGAGGCCGUUGUACAGCAUCUUUGUUGCCCUCACACUGAACACCUUGUUCUGGCUCUUAUCCUCCACAUCCCUGCGGCCUCUUUUCCUACUGAGUGUGUCUCUCUUGGGACUCAUGCUACUGGAGAGAUGGAAGCACAAGUUACCACUUGUCCGAGUCCAAAUCCCAGAGCCAGAACCCAGCCCAAUAGAAAGAGAGACCAUGGCUGUCCACCCACGCCUGCUCAGCAUCCCUGAGCUUAGCCACCAUCUGGCAGAGAGCUUCCUCACAUGUAGCCUGUACAUCCAGGAGAUGAUGCAGUACAAGCGUCAGAACCACGGCAAGUUCUGUGUGAUGAUGUGUUCAGGAAGCUUUGUGUUGGCUGUGGUCGGCCAUUACAUACCAGGAAUCAUGAUCUCCUACAUUAUUGUGUUGAGCGUGCUGCUGUGGCCCCUGGUGGUGUACCAUGAGCUGAUCCAGAGGAUGUACACAGGCCUGGAGCCCAUCUUCAUGAAGCUGGACUACAGCAUGAAAGGCGGAACGCAGCACCGCAAACACGAUAAGUGGAAGGUGAAAAAGCAGGCGGAGGAGGGCGAUGAGCCCCAGGCUGAGACCGAGAGCGACAGUGAGGAGGAGCUGUCCUGCUUUGCCCCCACGGUGGACGUGAAGACCACAGCCUUGGCAAUGGCCAUCACGGACUCUGAGCUGUCUGACGAGGAGGCGUCCAUCUUGGAGAGUGGAGGUUUUUCUGUGUCCAGAGCCACCACCCCUCAACUCACAGACGUCUCUGAAGACCUGGAUCAGCAGAGCGUGCACAGUGACCCUGAGGAGGCCUUCCUGAGGGACCUGCCUGAGUUCCCCUCCGUGGACGAGUUCCCCUCCAUCGAACACAGCCUUCUCCACUUCCCGCUGCGGGCCUCGGGCCAGGCUCCCGGGGACGGGGCCCAGGGAGAGCCCUCCGAGGGGGAGGCCUUGAGUCCGGCCAGCCUCCUCUUCCAGCACCUGGCCUCGCCGCUUCACUUUGUUAACACGCACUUCAACGGACACGGGCGGCCACCGGGGGGGGACCAGGGGACGCCGGCGGAGCGGAAGGAGGCGGCAUCCGCCCAGGGCCCCCGGCGCUCUCUGGAAGCCCUGAGUGAGGAGAUAGUGAGUACGGCCAUCUCCACCGUGGUGCAGAACACUCUCUCCGCCCUGCUGCGCUCCACCGAGGCCAGCGAAGGUCCCUCCAUGGAAGAGUUCCUGCCUGCCGAGACGCUGCCCAACGCCCUGGACAGCCCGCCACCCGCCGAAGCCAGCCAGGAGACCCUGGAGGACGAGGUUGCCACGGAGACCAGGGAGGAAGAGAUGCAGGACGACACUCUGGUACCGACCGAGGAAGAGGACUUUGAGCUCCUGGACCAAAGUGAACUGGAACUGAUGGACGAAGGGCUGGGUCUCAGUCCUGACGGACAGGGAUUGGAGGGAGAAGCCUUGCCCAGGAACACGCCCCCGUCUCCCCAACACCAACAGGAGUCCUAGCUUUCUCAUCGUUGCCCAUCCCCCAUGUAUGUUUUAUUUGUACAUGUAGAUAUACAUACAUAUACAUAUAUACUUCUUCCAAGGGUUGGUGGUUUAAUAGCAGUUGGUUUGUGAUUUGUUUUUGUGAGGGGUUAGCAUCACCGUGGAUUAUUCUGCGCCUGCACAUCUAUAUCAUGUCAGUAGUGAUUGAGCCUGGGCACUGUACGGCACCUGCAUGGGAGAGGGCUCGUACAGCUUGUAGACCAAGGGAACAAGCCGUCAGCGCUGGGUCAGUCACCUGCCGCUGUUUGCGUUCCGGUUCUCCACCCUCUCACUUUAGACCUCAGCGGAAGGAUGGAGAACCCCCGACGCAGUGCCAGUUAUGUCUCUGCUCAGAAGUUCUGCAUCACCCAACACCCAUCUAGGAGAUGGUUAGCAGAUGUUGCAGGAGUUGAAGGAGAAAGACAAAAGGUUUCGUUUAUAUGAUAUCUCCUAAUAUAUGAUAAAUUAUUUAAUUUAACAGACCGUAUAAGGAAACCUGUGUUUGGGCGAGGGGGGGGGGGGCGUCUGAUAACAACAUAUGCAUUGAUCGUGCUAUAUUCUAGACAGCAGUUUUAUUGUGAAGUAACGAACGCAUAUGUUAUUUAGACGUUGUAAAACCUCAACAACUCUUCUCAAAGUCAUUCAUUCAAAGGUCUUGGCAUAUGUCAUGCUACUUUACAACUUUCUGAUUUGCUGACACUUCUAAUAAAUGGUUUUAGGAAAAAGAUUAUUUUGUUUCAGUCUUCACCCAAAUGUUUUGACACAAUGCCUUCCUAAUUUGGACAUUUUAUUUCUGACACAUUGGUUGUAGUUUUAUCCACAUCAGUUUGUUCUUGAAUCGUAUGAUUGUUAGUUUUGACUUGGAAACCUAAAUGCCUUUGCAUUCCUGGGUGUUCAUUUAAGAAUGCAUCACAGCCCGCACAAGGUAUAUAUAUAUAUAUAUAUAUAUAUAUAUAUAUAUAUAUAUAUAUAUAUGAUGACGCAGUACCAUAGUAAUUUGUUUUGUUUUCUGUAAGGAGGUCAAGCUCCCUAAUCCCCCACCAAAUAAUGAGUUGUUUGUACAUGUAGACUUGCUCUGUAUCAGUACGUAUACACAAAUAAAUGGAUUGUGAUUUUUGUACCAGAAACACCAGAAACAGCUCUGAUCAUGGAAAUAUGCAGAAUUGUACCGCUUAUUAAAACCUUAAGAAUGUUACUUUUUUUUUUUAUUCAAUUGUGUUUUCACUGGAAAGCCCACAUAACAACUGCUAGGAGGCCUUUUAUAAUGUGAUUUCAAACCAGAGAGUGGUCCUUGCAUAGCACUUUUCCAUUGACUAAUGUGUUGUCUCAACCCUAGAUGGCUAAGAAUUGGUUGCAUUAACCCCAUGUUACAUUGCUUUAAGGCGGAUCUGUAUUUGCUCAGCUGUACCACAAGGCCAGCCUUCUUGCUGCCUGUGCCUGUCUGCAUUCUAUACUCAGGGGUGGUUUGUACGUAUUGUUGGUGCAAUGAAGCAUCAUGACAUGGCAAAUAAAAUCGUUUGUAGUGGUAUGUGAAAUAGACAAGACUUGUACAUUCAGUAACCACCUCUCCCCCAAUCCCAAGUUGUCCUAGUGCACUGUAUUGUAAAAUAUCACAACAAACCUUUUCCUAGUCAGGUCCUUCAGAGCACUUGUGUACAGUUGAAAAUGCAAGAAUAAUUUGUAUAUUGCAGCAUGUAUAAACAAUGCAUUCAAAGGUGAAAUGAGGGGUGCUUUCCUUUAGAUUAAUGUUAGUCCAAAGUAACAGAGGAUGUUGGUUAACUUGACAAGGCUUAUCGUUUGGUUACAUAAACUGACGCAGAGAAAGGGAGCAAGGUCUUGUAUUUGUAGCAAACAAGCAUGCAAUUUUUGGUUGCAGCUUAGAUGACAGUGAGACCAGAAUUCAUAGGACACUAAAUUGUUUUAAGGAAAUAUUUGAUUUUGAUGUACUUAUUUCAAAAGUGAUUUCUGCAAAUAAUCUCCUUGUAACUUACUAUAUAAAAACAAGUUGUGAAAUCUA
This is a messenger RNA of Hypomesus transpacificus, 3811 nucleotides long. RefSeq names its product reticulophagy regulator family member 2 (gene retreg2). The transcript has 9 exons. The coding region runs from base 76 to 1773 and encodes 565 amino acids. Lineage: Eukaryota; Metazoa; Chordata; Actinopteri; Osmeriformes; Osmeridae. The record is from RefSeq and is a predicted model, not a curated record.